Aureobasidium vineae is the source of this 1218-nucleotide messenger RNA. The record is from the annotation of a GenBank genome assembly. NCBI's taxonomy places the organism in Eukaryota, Fungi, Ascomycota, Dothideomycetes, Dothideales, Saccotheciaceae.
AUGCGAACUUCACGAGUGUCUCGAGAAACUGCGCGGGUAGUGGACGCUCUGUCGUCGCGAGCGUCGACUGGCAAUGCGCCUAGACGCUCCUUGCGUAACAUUGCUCAUACCACAGACAUCAACUAUGCGCCAGAUGAAGCGAGCUCGGAUCUGUCCUCGCUCCCCUCGAGUGCUUCUCCAUCGAGUGCAUCACCAUCGCCUCCACCGUCGACUCGCAAGCGCAAACGAACAGCCAAGUCCGAAGUGCUCUCCCCAAAUCCCUCGGCCGCCAAUCACACUACCAAUGUGCCCAAGAAGACGAAGCGACAGCCUGCCAAACGCAUAAAGGGCGAACAUGGACACGUCGAGCCUCCAGCCAAUUGGGAACAAGUGUACAACAUGACUGCUGAGAUGCGCAAGAAGGUCCUCGCUCCAGUCGAUACCAUGGGGUGUGAAUCGCUGGCCGAACGUGAUCGCUCUCCAAUCGACCGACGACUGCAAACACUGAUUGCGCUGAUGCUAAGCUCGCAAACGAAAGAUACCGUCACCGCUGUCGCCAUGAAGACUUUGCAAGACAAUCUUGAGGGAGGCUUCAAUCUUGCUGCGCUGCUCACAGUUGAGCCAGAACGCCUCAAUGAACUGAUCGCAAAGGUCGGAUUUCACAACAACAAGACCAAAUACAUCAAAGCAACCGCCGAGAUCCUCCGACACCGCUUUCAUGGUGACAUCCCAGAUACGAUAGAAGGGCUGGUUUCGUUGCCUGGAGUUGGACCCAAAAUGGCUUAUUUAACCAUGUCUGCUGCAUGGGGUCGCGAUGAGGGUAUCGGUGUUGAUGUACACGUUCACCGUAUCACUAACCUCUGGGGUUGGCACAAGACCCGCAAUCCUGAGGAAACUAGGGCGGAACUCGAGAGCUGGCUUCCGAAAGAAAAGUGGCAUGAUAUCAACGGACUCCUCGUCGGUUUUGGCCAGACUAUAUGCUUGCCUGUUGGUCGCAAGUGCAAUGAUUGUACUUUGGCAACAGAGGGACUAUGUCCGAGUGCUGUCAUCAAGAAAGAAGCUGUCAAGAGGGUUAAGAAGGUCAAAGAUGAGGAUGAGGUCAAGACUGAAGUUGAUGCGGUCGUCAAGGAAGAGAAAGCUAAUGAAGACGCUCCUCCGCUGGAUGCCCCACUUGCUGGUGCCGGUACUGUGCCUGAUAUUGAGGGCAUGGGCGCAGGUGUCAAGAAGGAGGAGCCGUAA